This is a messenger RNA of Cicer arietinum (chickpea), 2606 nucleotides long. RefSeq names its product pentatricopeptide repeat-containing protein At4g01570. Gene Ontology annotation, biological process: mitochondria-nucleus signaling pathway; chloroplast-nucleus signaling pathway. The record is from RefSeq and is a predicted model, not a curated record. Gene Ontology annotation, cellular component: chloroplast. Gene Ontology annotation, molecular function: protein binding. NCBI's taxonomy places the organism in Eukaryota, Viridiplantae, Streptophyta, Magnoliopsida, Fabales, Fabaceae.
UUCACUUGACUGCAGUCUGAAUUCACAAUUCACUUUACUGCUGUGACUCCAACUUCCAAAAGCUAUCUUCAAUUCCAUGACAAACAAAAAACACAAUACUUGAAAGUUCCACACCAAACAACAACAACAAUGAAAACACCAUCAAAACAUUCUCAUUCACUCUUAAAACAAGUUGGAGAAUUACUCACAGUAGCAUCCAUUACAAACACACUCUCCAAGUCACCAACACCACCAAACCCAACCCUCUUUUCCCCCAAAUUCAUCACCCAAACCCUAAUUCACAAAAUCCUCUCAAACCCAUCACUCCACAUUUCUCACAAACUCAAUUUCUUCAAUUCCUUCAAUUCCCAUAACAUCAACAUUCAUAAUUCAAUCACUUACUCUCUCAUUUUCAAGACUCUAUGCAAUCCCACUACCCCUAUUUCACUUCUCCAUCAACACCUCCCUCAACUUCUUCAUUCCAUGAAACAAAACGACGUCGUUUUCGAUUCCUAUUCAUUCAAAAACCUUCUCAAUUUCCUCAUCAAUUUAUCUCAUAAUAACAAAAAAAACAAUCUUCAUUUUGUUAUUGAUAUUUUGGAUUAUAUUCAAUCACAAAAUCUUCAACCUAGUGGUACUACGCCUUUUAUUUAUAACUCUCUUUUAAUUGCUUCUAUAAAAAAUAAUCAACUCAAUCUUGCUUUAUCGAUUUUCAAAAACGUGAUUUCGAUUGAUGAUUCGUCGAAUUUUGAUCAUGUUAUUGUUGGCUCUUCGAAUUACUUACUUUCAGCUCUUAGGAAAGCCCAGAUGAAGAAAGAGUUUAUAAAUGUGUUUAAUACUCUUAGGGAGAGGAAAAGUUUUGAUUUUGAUUUGUGGGGUUAUAAUAUUUGUAUUCAUGCUUUUGGUUCUUGGGGUGAUUUGGUUACUUCCAUGAUGCUUUUUAAUGAAAUGAAGGAGGAUAAGAAUUUGUUUGGGCCUGAUAUGUGUACUUAUAAUUCGGUUUUAUCGAUUCUUUGUAAGGUUGGGAAGGUUAAUGAUGCACUUGUUGUUUGGGAAGAGCUUAAAGGGUGUGGUUACGAGCCGGACGAGUUUACUUACACGAUUCUCGUUCGGGGUUUUUCUAGGACUUGUAGAAUGGAUGAGGCUAUAAGGAUUUUUAAUGAGAUGAAGGAUAACGGGUUUCGUCCGGGGAUACUUGUGUAUAAUUGUGUUUUGGAUGGAUUGUUCAAGGCUGCUAAGGUUAAUGAAGCAUGCCAGAUGUUUGAGAAAAUGGCUCAAGAAGGUGUGAAAGCUUCUUGUUGGACUUAUAACAUUUUGAUUCAUGGACUUAUUAAGAAUGGGAGAUCAGAAGCUGGUUAUACUCUUUUCUGUGAUCUUAAGAAGAAAGGUCAAUUUGUGGAUGAAAUUACUUAUAGCAUUGUUGUGUUGCAACUUUGUAAAGAGGGUCAAUUGGAGGAGGCUUUAGAGUUGGUGGAGGAAAUGGAAGCUAGAGGCUUUUCGGUUGAUCUUGUUACCAUAACGUCUCUUUUGAUUGGUAUUCAUAAGUACGGUCGUUGGGAUUGGACUGAUCGGCUCAUCAAGCAUGUCAGGGAAGGCGAUCUGCUGCCUGGUGUUCUUAGGUGGAAGGCUGGAAUGGAAGCUUCUAUCAAUAACUUGCCUUCCGGAAAAAAGGAUUACUCGCCCAUGUUCUCGUCUAAAGGAGAUUUUAGUGAGAUUAUGAGCUUCAUAACUCGUGCGCGGGAUGAGGAUGAGGUGGAAACUUUGUCUGAACAAAUCGAUGAGUGGUCUUCGUCUCCUCACAUGGAUAAAUUGGCCAAGCAUGUUGUAAGGUCGACCGGCAACGCUUCGCGACUGUUUACUCCCGACCGCGGACAGAGAGUUCAACAAAAAGGGCCUGAUUCUUUUGAUGUUGAUAUGGUGAAUACUUUCCUGUCUAUAUUUUUGGCCAAGGGAAAGUUGAGCUUGGCUUGCAAAUUGUUCGAGAUUUUCACCGACGCGGGUGUUGAUCCUGUUAGUUAUACUUAUAACUCGAUCAUGAGCUCGUUUGUCAAAAAGGGCUAUUUCAAUGAGGCUUGGGCUAUUCUGACUGAAAUGGGAGAAAAGUUUUGCCCAACCGAUAUAGCGACGUACAAUAUGAUAAUUCAAGGUUUAGGAAAGAUGGGAAGAGCUGAUCUAGCCAGUGCUGUUCUUGAUGGGCUACUGAAGCAGGGCGGCUAUCUCGACAUAGUUAUGUACAACACUCUCAUUAAUGCUCUAGGGAAGGCAGGACGAAUCGAUGAAGUGAGCAAAUUCUUCGACCAAAUGAGGAAUAGUGGGAUAAGUCCUGAUGUUGUAACUUAUAAUACUUUGAUUGAAAUUCACAGCAAGGCUGGCCGAGUGAAGGACGCUUAUAAGUUCUUAAAAAUGAUGCUCGAUGCUGGAUGCACUCCUAACCAUGUUACAGACACGACUUUAGAUUAUCUAGUUAGGGAAAUUGAUAAAUUAAGAUACCAAAAAGCAUCAAUUUUGAGUGAAAAAGACGAUCCUCCUUGAGGGGACAACGUAGCAUGUAACUAAAGUGCGGCGAGUAAGAUUCUAACAUUGUAAGCAAUUGGAAUUUGUAAUAUAGUAUUUUUUUUAAAUCUUUU